AUGUCCCAAUUUGUGAGGUCUACUACUUCCAAGUACAAAUUUGGAGCUCAUAUAUCAGGUGCCGGUGGUAUCUCAAAUAGUGUGUCUAAUGCAUUUGGUAUAGGUUGCAACUCCUUCGCCAUGUUCCUGAAAUCUCCAAGGAAAUGGGUUUCACCACAAUACACUGACGAAGAGAUUCAAAAGUUCAAGGAUAACUGCAAGCAGUACAACUACAAUCCAUUGACCGAUGUGCUGCCUCAUGGGCAAUAUUUCAUCAAUUUGGCCAACCCUGAUAUUGAAAAGGCUGAAAAGGCUUAUGCUUCACUGAUAGACGACCUUAAUAGAUGUGAACAGCUUGGCGUAGGGCUAUACAACUUACAUCCCGGCUCCAGCUUGAAAGCUGAUCAUCAAGUUCAACUAAAACAACUGGCAAACUAUUUGAAUAAAGCACUGAAGGAGACUAAGUUCGUCAAGAUCGUUCUGGAAAACAUGGCCGGGACCGGCAGCCUUGUUGGUAGCGAUCUGCAAGAUCUACAUGAGGUGAUAGAGCUGAUUGAAGACAAGUCAAGAAUCGGUGUAUGCAUAGAUACGUGCCAUACCUAUGCCGCUGGCUACGAUAUAAGCACUAAGGAGUCCUUCGAAAAGUUUUGGAAAAUGUUUGAUGAAAUCGUUGGAUUCAAGUACCUAAGUGCCAUUCAUUUGAAUGAUUCAAAGGCACCCCUGGGUGCCAACAGAGAUUUACACGAGUUGCUUGGCGAAGGAUUUCUAGGUCUCGAGGUGUUUCGACUAAUUGCACACUCUGACCACCUGGUAAAUAUCCCAAUAAUUCUUGAAACACCACAGCCAAAGGAAGAGGGCUACGGUGAGGAAAUCAAAUUACUGGAGUGGCUCGAGGACAAGAGCGAAGAUGACAAAGAGGUCAUUGAAAAGAAUGACAAACUACAAGCAAAAGGUGCCAAAUCGAGAAAGGAGCACGAGGAAAAGUUUGCCACAAAACAAAAGAAGGCAACUGCGAAGAAGCGGAAGGCAGAGGUCAAGCCAGAAGAUGAUAUAACCCACAAAGUUAGGCGAACUAGGAGAAAAGAAGAAUAG
Messenger RNA from Torulaspora delbrueckii, 1071 nucleotides. It is a transcript of the gene APN1, whose product is annotated as DNA-(apurinic or apyrimidinic site) lyase APN1. Gene Ontology annotation, cellular component: mitochondrion; nucleus. Lineage: Eukaryota; Fungi; Ascomycota; Saccharomycetes; Saccharomycetales; Saccharomycetaceae. Gene Ontology annotation, biological process: base-excision repair. The transcript has a single exon. The coding region runs from base 1 to 1071 and encodes 356 amino acids. Gene Ontology annotation, molecular function: phosphoric diester hydrolase activity; DNA binding; zinc ion binding. The record is from RefSeq and is a predicted model, not a curated record.